Messenger RNA from Phragmites australis (common reed), 770 nucleotides. RefSeq lists its product as uncharacterized. The coding region runs from base 113 to 484 and encodes 123 amino acids. The transcript has 2 exons. The record is from RefSeq and is a predicted model, not a curated record. Lineage: Eukaryota; Viridiplantae; Streptophyta; Magnoliopsida; Poales; Poaceae.
UUCUCCUCAGCCACGCCUCCUCCCGGCCCCCCACCCCCCACCGGGAUAAGAAGAGAAGCCGCACGGGCACGGCAAAGAAACAGGAGUAAAAAAAUCUGGAAGGGAGGGGGCCAUGGAUAUACUGCUAGGUUCCGGGAGAUUCUUGGCGCGACGGCCUCCCCUAGCGAUUGCCCUUCGCUGCUCUCAGGGCACCCCGGACAAAGGCGGCAGCGACAAAGGUGACACAUCUACAGACUGGGACAAGGCUUGGUCAACGUUCAAAAAGAAAGGGAAGAGGACCUUAUUUUCAGGUUUUUCACCAGACAAGUAUGUGAGCUGGAACCCACGGCGCACCGAGUAUCCAUUGUCAGAAGAAGUUGAUCCAAUCAAAAGGACUGAAAGGUCUAACUUGAUGCUAUGGACAAGUCCACAAUUUACCUUGGCGGGGGCAAUUAUCAUCAUCUUGACAUUACUAAUCUAUACACUGGUUGUCCCAGCCAAGUAACGGCAGAAGUGACAGAUAGGAGGUGAGCUGUAAGCCAAAGUUCCACUGGGAAGUCUGUAUUGUACAUUUUAUCUGUAUAAUACCAACUAUAGAUGUACUGCUUCAGUUACAAUCAAGUAGAUCAUAAUAGUGUAUUCCUUUCAUAUUGGAGGCUUUCUUCACUUGUAUAUCAAUUGGCUGCUCUUUAUUAAUUCCUCCAUUAUAACCAAGAAAUACUUGGGUUAGGUAGAAUAUUAUGUUGAUCAGUAUUCAAUAAUCAGAAUCCAUGUCGAUGCUUUUGAUGUGA